AUGUCGACAUUGACCAUGCAACCGGGACAUCACAAACCGAAGAUUCUCGGGACUCCCAAAGCCCUGGUCUCAACUGUGAUCGGACAUCAACCUUUGGGCUGGCUGAUCAGAUUGGGCGACGCUGAUGCAAUUCCCGAUGGGGCAGCCCUCGAACGGGCGCCGAUAACCAGACGCGAAGGUGACAAACUGUUGCCAAUCUCUGACCUGCUCGGAUUCCCCUUGCCUCCAAGUCAGACAACAACGGUGCUGUUCGACACCUAUAUCCGUUCUGUUCAUUGGUUCCUUAUGAUAGUACAUGCACCUUCACUGAAGGCUGAUCUGGAAGAGAUUCUGAGGUCUGGACGCGCACACUAUCGUCAGAAAUCACUGCUCUACCUCAUUGCGGUGAUCCUCGCAUUCGGUGCCGGCUAUGCUUCAGAUGAACCUGUUCUUGAGAGUCAACUAUCAGGCAUCGACUUGCGCUCAUUGCAAUCACGACUUGUUAAGGUUAUCGAGGCGAACCUUUUGGAGAUCAUGGAUAUGGCCGAUGUCACCUCGGUACAAACUUGUCUCCUCCUCAGUUGGUUUUAUUUGUACAAUCGCCGGCCGAAGCGUUGUUUCAUCCUCAGCGCCGCUGCGUUGAGAGGGGCUCAAGUGCUGUGUCUACACAGAGAAUCAUCCUGGGGCAACAUUAGCACUAUCGAAAGAGAAGUGCGCAGACGCCUCUGGUGGGCGUUGUAUACCUGUGAAGGUUUCACGGCACUGACCUUUGGGAACUCUUCGUGCAUUCAACUCGGCAAUUUUGAAGUUCCGAUGCCUGGAAAUCUGGACGAGGCGUGCGAUAGAUGUCCCGGGUUUGACUCGGUCGAGCAGCUCCAAGACGGUAGCCACCAUCCAGUUACGACCAUGACAUAUCACAGGCUCAAAUUCAAGCUCUAUCUCAUUGCCUCGCCUAUCUCCCGAGAUGCUUAUUUCCACCAAGAUCGAACCAUACAGUCUGUAGCGGCCAGGGUGACCAAGAUCCACCAGGCCCUGGUCGAUUGGGAACAAAGCAUUCCCCCAGAGUUGAGACCAGGCUCAUUCGUCGCCCGCCAGCUUGACAGCACUGAAGUUGACCCAGUGACCCGAACCUUUCAACUUCAAGCAAUUUCACUGCAGUUGGCAUAUGAAAAUAUCCAGCUUUGUCUACACAAACCACUACUUGUCUACAACAAAGUCCCGGGUGGUCCCUCACCACAACCUCGAGGGGAAUCUGUGGGAGAAGAAGACGUGCCCGAAGUGUCUGACAAUGACGUGAAUCUCGACGAGAAUAAAGAACAAUGCUGGAUAUCAGCCCUUCGGACCUCCAAAUUGCUGAUCGAUCACGUCGAAGUGCUCAAAAGCGCUCAAAAGACUCAAAUCAUUGGCUAUGCAGGAAUCCAAUCAUUCAGCGCCGGUGUCAUGUUGGUCAUUUUCGCCCUGUCCCAACCUCUUUCUGCUCAGGCACAAGAGGCCAAGCGGGGUGUUGGCCGUCUAAUCAAGUUCUCCAAGACCUUCGGUGCCUCAUCUGCUAUAUUAGAACAGAGCGGUCGCGUCUUGGAGAAGUUACUAAAAGUGAUAUUGGAACAAGAAAUGAGGGUGCUUACCGUGGACGAGAGGGAUGUGGACAUACCGUUGAGGCGGAUCAGUAGGUGUGCGUUUCCCGCCUUAAGCUCAACGACACGAAGUGAUCCACAACAACUGGGUGACUGGACCCAGACAUCUGCUUCUCACGCCAUGGUCGACGGAACGAGUCGUGAUAGUUCGGCGCUAGAGAGCUCGCCUGGCGUUUCUGUUACUUCUUACCCUAUUCGUCCGCCGCAGAACACCUUGUCGCCCAUUGGAGGGUUUGACGAAGUGAUAGGCUCUGCGCCUGCCGACGAACAGCAGGAGCACCGUCACGAAAUGUGUCCGGUUUCUCUGACAUUGAAGGGCAGCUCUAGGUGA
Capronia coronata CBS 617.96 is the source of this 1944-nucleotide messenger RNA. RefSeq lists its product as uncharacterized. The record is from RefSeq and is a predicted model, not a curated record. Gene Ontology annotation, biological process: DNA-templated transcription; positive regulation of transcription from RNA polymerase II promoter by galactose. Gene Ontology annotation, molecular function: DNA-binding transcription factor activity, RNA polymerase II-specific; RNA polymerase II cis-regulatory region sequence-specific DNA binding; zinc ion binding. The transcript has 4 exons. Lineage: Eukaryota; Fungi; Ascomycota; Eurotiomycetes; Chaetothyriales; Herpotrichiellaceae. The coding region runs from base 1 to 1944 and encodes 647 amino acids. Gene Ontology annotation, cellular component: nucleus.